UGCUGCAUGUUAAUAACUGAACCUUUGAUAUCAACAUAUUGCAGCGUACCAACCACCAAUUUUAGACCAGCUAUCAGGAAAACUACAGUAUGCACGGGGUGCACUAAUUCAUUUUUAUAUCCAGUUCUCUUCCCAAAAAAAUAGCACGGGCAACAAAACUAAUUUGUGAUUCACUAUAAACUAUUCAUCCAACCAUCUAUUUUCUAUACCGCUCGUCCUCAUGGGGUCAAGGGCCAACUGGAGCCUAUUCCAGCUAGCUUCAGGCAGGAGGCGGGGUACACCCUGGACUGGUCUGUAGCCAAUCGCAGGGCACAAAUAUAUAAAAACAACCACGUUCACACCUGUGGACAGUUUUAAGUUUCCAGUUAACCUUAACUUGCAUAUGUUUGGAAUGUGGGAGGAAACACGAGUACCUGGAAAUAUACUUGUAUUAUAUGCACAAUAUCAAAAGGGAAAUUAGGAAAUGAAGUUAGGAAGCAGCACCCUGUCAGCGCUGUUUACAGUUGGAACGGGGGCCUGCUGGCCUCAACUGACCCAGCGUCCGUAGAGGAAGCAGAGUCCGAGGACACCAAUGCGGACGUGUCCGUCACCGUUUUGCUAUGUUUCGGCACACAAAUCUAGAGUUCUGACAUGUAUGCUCUCAGGGCAUUCAGUCGAUCGCAACUGGGCUGUUCAAGUCUUAGAAGACGUUUCGCCUCGCAUCCGAGCAGGUUUCAUAAGUCCAUGCUCAAAGACUAGGUGGGACACACACGUCAGACUAGAUAGGACAGCUCCAGCCUGGUGCAAGGUCCAAUCUAUUUAUCCUCUUUUCACAGACAUAAAUGCUCUCACCAUCAAUUAGUCAUCAACACACUUUAAAGCCAAACCUAAACCCACGUGAGGGUGUGAUAUGGACAGCUAUUGUAUCCCAACACACACACAGACGAACGGGGGCCGCUUCCCUCGUCUCCUCCCCAACGGCUUUUAAUAGACCCACUUGGUCUGAAAGCUGCAGCUGCUUGAGUGCAUCCACCAUGUUUGACCCUCAGAGACCUUUAAAGGGCAACGAUGUUAUUUUUAGACAAAAGCUGCCAAUUGAAAGUAUUGUUUAGAAUCUGCGUAUUUGAAUGUUGCAAUAAAUUCCCUUUCGAUAAGUCAGCUUUUUCCGAACUAAACUACAUGAGAGCGAUGUGAAAGAGUAGUCAAGUGAGACACUUGCGGUCGCUAAUACGUGCAUUCAUGCUUGAUGUGUCGUUCAGUAGAAGGGGGACGGUCGUCUUACAACUAAAUGUAAGCAAAUGUAUAGGUUACAAAUAUUAUUUUUAUUUGCUCGCACCGCAACACCCUGCAGCCCCCACCUGUGUCCUGGCUCUCUGUCUGUCUCUCAUUUCCCUCAAUCCACAUUCUUCUUCGGAGCUCUCCUCCUCUUCGCCGUCCACCAUUCCACAGCUCGCUACUCACCGCGUUGCAUCCUCUCCGCUCGCUCUGCUUUCAACAAGCAAGUGUCCUUCCCUCCUUCACUGAAUCCGUCUCAAAUUAUUGAGGCCCAACACAAAUUCUGACACCAUGGCUGACAGAAGUCAUGUUCUGAGAAGGAAGGAGAGACAAGAAAAAGAGGCUACCGAAAAGACCAAGGAUGCAAAGGGAAUGAAGAAUGAAGGAGAACACGCUCAGGACAAUGGAGAGGUGCCACCGGCUGGGGCGUCGUCUACCAACAAUGCAACCGGUGAUGGUCAAGAUGAAGAUCUUCAGCUUGAGCCAAUGGAACUACCUCCGUUUGAAAUAGCCGCAGGGGAUCGGAUCGAUCCUUUUGCAUUCAAGUUCCAGUUCAAGAAUGUUGAAUACUCUUCGGGCCGCAACAAGACCUACUUGUGUUACCUGGUGGAUAAAGGGAACACGCCUGAUGGGCUUCUGAGAGGCUGUCUGGAGGAUGAGCACACCGGACCUCACGCUGAGGAGGCCUUCUUCACACAGUGCCUGUCGGACUACAACCCUUCACUGAAAUACACAAUCACCUGGUAUGUGUCGUCUAGUCCCUGUUCGGCUUGUGCUGCAAAGAUAGCCGAUGAGUUGAACGCCAAGAAAAACAUCAAAAUGAGCAUCUUUGCUGCUCGGCUGUUUGAGUGGGAAGAAGCAGAGAUCCAGGCUGGGCUGAAGGCUCUGCAUAAAGCUGGAUGUAAGGUGAGAAUGAUGAAGCCGCUGGACUUCUCCUACACCUGGGAUACAUUUGUGGAGAAUGAGGACCAACCUCUUAACCUGUGGGAGGACUGCAAAGACAACUAUGAGUAUUAUCACGAGAAGCUGGCCGAUAUUCUUCAGUGAGCAUUUUUGGACAGUUCCUCGGUAGGAGUUCCGCAGUGCAGAAGCGGCAGUGUAGUGUAGGAAAGACCCUUUUGUGUACUAAUGUGAAUCUUGCUGACAUGUACUACGUUGCUGUUUCAAUUGCGGUCAUAACAUUUUAUACAAAUUGCACACAAAAAUAGCAAAACACAAUAAACUUUUUUUUCCCCAACCACGUCGCACUCCAGUAUGCCUCAUAAUGAAAUGUACUACGCAGAACACCUGCAGAGGCAACUCCUUGAACGUACACAAGUACUGUGACUUGCUGCUGAUGUUUGAACAGGUAUUUCUCGUGGAAGUGUGUAUAAUCUCCUCAACAGUAAGUCGUAUUGAGAUGACACCGAGACCUCAGACUGUGUGGCACGGAACCAGGCACCAAUGUUGGAGGACCUUCAGUUGUUGAUAUACUGGAGAGUCCCGUCCAUCCAUCCAUCCAUCCAUCCAUCCAUCCAUCCAUUUUCUAUGCCGCUUCCCUGUAUCGUCCCAAGGUGUGUUAACAGAAAUGAAUGGGCUGGCCCUAACCCUCUUGUUAGUGCAGUACCGGACUGUGUCCAGCAGAGGGAGACCUAGGAUCUUUGACAAGCGCUUUUGUCCUCUGACAUCAGUUAUCGGUGCUACAGGGACAUCCAAACAAUACUCCAUUCAACAAUGAAAGGCAACCAAAAUGUCCUCUCUUAAUAUGUGGUGCUUAAUCAGAAUUUGCUAAAUGUGUUUAGUCUGUGUGCUAUCCGUCCUGGGGCUCGAACGCAGGCUAUUUGUAAUGGGAGGCAAGAGCGCUGACCACACGGCCAAAAGCCCGGACUGUCGACCGCGUGUUCAGCGCAGCUCUUGAGGCAGAGGGAAUGAGGUUUACCAACGUACACUUGCACAGCCUCACAGGCUGGCAUCCGUUACGUGUGUGAUUUGACCUUUGACUGCCAGUCUUUUGUAACUUUAUGGGAUCUUAUAAAUACGUGUAGGUCGUAUCAGUUUAAGCUGGCUUACGGCAACAGUUUUUUGUUGUAACUUACACUCUUUUCCAUUUAACUUCUGUAAAUACUUCAUUUAU
Dunckerocampus dactyliophorus (ringed pipefish) is the source of this 3367-nucleotide messenger RNA. RefSeq names its product apolipoprotein B mRNA editing enzyme, catalytic polypeptide-like 2a (gene apobec2a). Gene Ontology annotation, biological process: cytidine to uridine editing. Gene Ontology annotation, cellular component: nucleus; cytoplasm. The transcript has 3 exons. Lineage: Eukaryota; Metazoa; Chordata; Actinopteri; Syngnathiformes; Syngnathidae. The record is from RefSeq and is a predicted model, not a curated record. The coding region runs from base 1546 to 2301 and encodes 251 amino acids. Gene Ontology annotation, molecular function: RNA binding; cytidine deaminase activity.